GCCUCUGAACGCAUCGCGGCCACCAUUGUCGGAGGAGGGAGGAGAAUAGGGAGAGUCAGCCUGUCUUUCCUUUUUACCGACAUCAGUGGACGUCUGCCGGCCUCAUUCUAGUUUGUUAAACUAACGGUCUGGGACAGAACGGCUCCGUUCAAUAGUCCAAAAGACCCCGCUGAGGAGAUAUUAGCCCUUUGCUUUGUCGCCACACGACCUCCAGACACCGGCUACUUUCCAUUCACCGCAUCCAGAAGCGGAACGGAGGGGGGCUUCAGGAGGCUUUCUUGGUGACAAGGCCCUCCGGUACAUCAGUGGAAAUGGGGACGCUGGAUGCGUUAUCUUGACUAUUCCAAAUCUAAUUCGAAUCCUUGGACAAACGCGGAAAACCCGUUAGCCGGCUAGCUUCCUAUCCCCCUGUGGCUUCGUUAUAGUUUCUCUCGAUGUGACUGAAGACUUUGCUUCUUAACCUCCGGGAUCAUCCUGUUAGCGACGCCGUCUGUCCUCUGGAAUGCGGCGAUAGAGCUGAAGGGUUUGGAGACAGUGAGCCUCGAGUAGUUGGGGUCGAAAGUUGGGCCUCUGUGUACAGUAUUUGUUUUUCUCGAUGAUGCUGAGUUGGUGGAGCUGCGUGGAGCUUACUGGACUCUUUGUCGUGGUGCCUUCACGGACUAUCACCAUGAAGAUUGUAUGAGAGUCCCACCUUUCCCCCUCAAAUCCGCUGCGUCUGCUGUUAUUGACAACCAGAGCGUGAUUUGACUGGCCUUGUGUGGUGAACACAACAGUCUGCUCAUUUACCUUCUUCUGACCGGAAUCGCACUCAGGGACGAGCAUGUCUUUAUUAAGAGCCGCACUGCCCGGAAACGAGCGGAAACCGGAUCAUCACACCUCGCUGUCCAACAGCCGCUCGGACAAGGGUCCAGGUUGGUCCAGCCGCUCGCUGGGUGCCCGAUGUCGUAACUCCAUUGCGCUAUGCUCAGAUGAACAGCCGCACAUCGGAAACUACCGGCUGCUCAAGACCAUCGGCAAGGGCAACUUUGCCAAGGUCAAACUGGCUCGACACAUCCUGACUGGCAAAGAGGUUGCAAUAAAAAUAAUUGAUAAAACACAACUCAACCCUUCAAGCCUACAGAAGCUUUUUCGUGAGGUACGCAUCAUGAAAACCCUCAACCAUCCCAACAUAGUCCAGCUUUUUGAGGUCAUUGAGACGGAGAAGACACUAUACCUGAUUAUGGAGUACGCCAGUGGAGGGGAGGUGUUUGACUACCUCGUGGCUCAUGGCCGCAUGAAGGAGAAAGAAGCCCGCGGCAAGUUCCGACAGAUCGUGUCAGCAGUGCACUAUUGCCAUCAGAAGAACAUUGUCCACAGAGACUUGAAGGCAGAGAAUCUGCUCUUGGACGCCAACUCCAACAUCAAAAUCGCUGACUUUGGCUUCAGCAACGAGUUCAUGGCUGGCAGCAAACUGGACACCUUCUGCGGCUCGCCGCCCUACGCCGCGCCCGAACUUUUCCAAGGCAAGAAGUACGAUGGUCCCGAGGUGGACAUCUGGAGCCUGGGCGUCAUCCUCUACACCCUGGUCAGCGGCUCGCUGCCCUUUGACGGCCAAAACCUGAAGGAGUUGCGUGAACGUGUCCUGAGAGGCAAAUACCGUGUGCCCUUCUACAUGUCCACAGACUGCGAGGGAAUCUUGCGCCGCUUCCUGGUCCUCAACCCGACUAAGCGCUGUUCAUUGGAGCAAAUCAUGAAAGACAAGUGGUUGAAUGUGAGCUAUGAAGGAGAAGAGCUGAAGCCUCACAAAGAACCCGAGGAGGACUUCAACGACACCGUCCGGAUCGAUGUGAUGGUGGGGAUGGGUUUUACCAGAGAGGAGAUCCGAGAUUCUCUGGUCAGUCACAAGUACAAUGAGGUGACAGCCACGUACUUCCUGCUGGCACGAAAGAACGAGGCCGAAAGCACAGUGUCCCGAUCAGCCAGCAGUCUCAGCCUGGCUCGCGCCAGGACUGGUACCAUCGCCAACGGUACCAGCAAACACUCUACUUCCUCUUCUGGUGCUUCGUCCUCCUCUUCAGCCCACAAGCCACAACGCAGCGUCUCCACCUAUCAGCGCCAGAGACGACACUCUGACUUCUGUGCUCCGGCAGCUCCUGGGUCGGCGCAUCCCAAGCGCAGCCCGAGCGGGGUGGGAGAAGCAUCUGGGCUAAAGGAGGAAAGGCUGUCAGUCCGCAAACCCAGCAACAGUACCGUCAGUUCUCGGAGCAUCCCGACGCCCUCCAGUCCGAUGGUCAGCUCUGCUCACAAUCCCAACAAAGCCGAGAUACCUGACAGACGGAAGGAGGCCAACUCCACCACGAAUAAUGUCUCUGCUAGUGGCAUGACUCGAAGGAAUACGUACGUGUGCAGCGCAGACAGACAGUCGUUGUUGCAAAACGGCAAAGAGAACAGUUCCCUUUCCCACCGGCUGCCCCCCGCCUCUCCCUCUACCCACAGCUUCACAGGCACGUCAGCCUCUUCCGCCUCCUCGACCUCCACAACCUCCUCCCGUCUCUCACGGGGCUCCACGGCCAGAAGCACCUUCCACGGCGGGCAAAUCCGAGACCGCCGGCCGCCCUUACACGGGACGGCGGCUUCGCCCACUCUGUCGCACGACACAGGUGGCACCCUGCGUGGUGCCAGAAUUCCACGCACCCCCAGCAACCUUCUCAGCAAGCUCACCUCCAAGUUGACCCGCAGGGUCACAGACGAACCUGAGAGAAUCAGCAGAUCUCCGGUCACAAGUCGCCAUAUAUCUGGGCAUCAAAAAGCGGCAGAGCCCCGGACCCCCCGAUGCGGCUGGGAUGUGAAGGUGCGCAGCCCCCGCGACCCGGCCGAGGUGGUCCUGGCUCUACGGGAGGCGGCCCAAGGCUGCGGCUGCCAGGUACAUCUGGCAGGCCCCUUCCUACUGUCCUGCACACACGGAGCGGCCGGUGCCCGCGUGGCUUUCGAGGCAGAAGUGUGCCAGCUGCCCGGCGGGCCGGCGCAGAGCACCGGCGUGCGCUUCAAGCGUCUCUGGGGGGCACCGCUCGCUUUCAGAGACAUUGCUACCAAAGUGUCCAAAGAGCUGGAGCUCUGAGGGCUAAAUUGGGAAAUUAGGAUGGUGGGGAAGAAGAAGUGGGCACAAACCUCUCGCCGUAAUGCCGCCAAAGACCCUCGUCCUGUGUCCCAUCUUGAACUGCUGAAAACAAGCAAAAAGAUUACACACACUUUAUUUUAUCAUGUUUGACUGAUCAGCUACCAAUGAGCGUUAAGACCACAUUCAAAAGAACAAUAAAAUACUCUGGAUUAAUACCACCAGAAUAAACUCAUCAUUUUAGGAGAAUAGAGUCUUAUUUUUCAAGGGAAAAAAGGAAUCUCAUUAGCACGGUCUUUGUUUUUCAAGGAAAUUAUGUAUUUUUCAGAGGGGAAAAUAGCAAUUAUUGAAAAGGAGCCACAUUCUACAAAGUUGUCAAAUUUCUACCAAAUAAUUAUGACAAUCUGGAUUUAUUUCUCUGCCCAAAAGUUUAUUUUGAAAAAAGUAGUCUUGAAAAAAUAAAAUUGUUAUCAAAAAGGAUUUUUUGAAAAAUCUUGAUUAUGUAGGUGGAGAAUACCUGUAGUUGGAUUUGUUUCAAGAGAAAAGCAAUUUUGUUUCAGGGGCAAAAAUAAAUAUAAAAAACACAACAAACCUUUGAGCAUUAUUUCAUUAUUUUAAUGACAAAAUGCUCAUUUUCAUUAAUUAAAUGAAAUUUUGUCUUGAAAUGUUUAUUUUCCAGUACAGUGUUACUAUUAGGUGAAGUGAAGAUACAAAAUAAUUCCCAUUGAAUGAUUAUCACGUUAAAUUUCUAUUUUGAUCUCAUAAUAAUAAUAAUAAAUUCUUAUUGAAUAUUUACAGUUUUAUUAUCACAAAAUUGUGUUCUAUUUUUUUCCCCCAAAAAAAGACUUUUGGAAGAUCCCAACUUUAUUCUGGUUGUGUAGUCUUGUUUUUUUUUUUUUUUCAGUGUGGUCCUAAUACCCAUUUAUCAUUAGCUAAGAUUCCAUCCCAGUAAGAAUUCAUUCCCGACUGAAAUGCUGCUAUUUACAGUCACGUUUAUCAACUUUUUUGAUAAAAAGGAAAGAAACAAACAGCAAAUAAGUAGCGAUGCUGACCUCUAGACUCUAGAGUGAGUUAUGGUCCACUCAUCAUCACAGUUAGAACCACACAGUUCUAUUAUAGUUGUAAUACUAUUUCCUGUUGUCCCCCCCCCCCCCCAAAAAAAAAAAAAACUGAGGCAUGAUGGAUUUGUUGGUUCACGAUCACACACCUUUAAGUCAGCCUAAAAAGUUGAUAAAUUUGACUUUUUCUACAUGAAAAACUUUGUCAUUGUUUUAAUCCAAGCGGCUAAUUGGACUUCUCCAAUGUAUUUGUUGAUUAAUGCUCACACAUUUUUCGCUACCCGUCACACAACUUAUUGCUACUUAUGACACAAAUGCUGUUUAAUGUUAAAAAUAUAUUAAAAACUGUUAAUUGAUUUCCUAUUAUUGUCUUAAAGGAGAGAACAAGCAUCCACUCCAAUUUCUGAGGCGUAUUUAUUGUUCAUGCUCACAUGUUUGGCUACCUAGCAUUCAACUGCAAAUACAGUCUCACAUUAAAGAGUAUCCAAAACAUCGGACCUUA
Molecule: messenger RNA, 4654 nt
Organism: Syngnathus typhle (broad-nosed pipefish)
Lineage: Eukaryota; Metazoa; Chordata; Actinopteri; Syngnathiformes; Syngnathidae
Gene: mark4b
Product: MAP/microtubule affinity-regulating kinase 4b
Exons: 17
Coding region: 821-3097 (758 amino acids)
Biological process (GO): intracellular signal transduction; microtubule cytoskeleton organization; protein phosphorylation
Cellular component (GO): cytoplasm
Molecular function (GO): ATP binding; protein serine/threonine kinase activity; tau-protein kinase activity
Source: RefSeq, a predicted model, not a curated record